ACUUGUGAGACAGCAAUAGUAUACACUUUUUAGCACAACUUGGACUAUACCGUGCCUGACCCAGGGAUCUUAUACUGAAGCAGCUGGGACAUAUUUGUUGUCUGCCUUUGAAUAUCUUUAUUGUGACUCUGCUCACUCAGUAGCUGCGGGAAUUGUGUGUUUCAUUCAGGGUAUUGCGGUAGGGUAGAACUGAAUCUUCAAUAACACUCGUCAAAGGACUCGCUCACACUCCGCUAUCAACGCUGGCUCCAACCGUCAUGGUCACGCAGAGCAAGUUCCCGAGCAUGAGCCGGGCACUGGACUCUAGUCUACGGCUUAAGACCUUCUCUUCCCGCAGCGAGUACAACCUCGUGCUGACAGCAGUGCGCAAACUCCAAGAAAGUGGUUUUUACUGGAGCACCUUAACAGGGAGCCAGGCAAACCUACUACUCAGCACAGAACCAGCAGGAACUUUUCUUAUCCGAGACAGCUCUGACCGGCGACACUUCUUCACCCUCAGCGUCAAAACUGAGUCUGGCACCAAGAACCUACGCAUCCAGUGUGAACCAUGUGGAUUCUCCUUGCAGACUGACCCACGAAGUGCCCAGACAGUACCACGUUUUGACUGUGUCUUAAAGCUGCUGUGCCAUUAUAUGCCAACAAAGGACUCUGGCAAUGGCUCCAAACGGGCAUAUUACAUUUAUUCAGGAGGGGAGCGUGUCCCCUUGCUUCUGUCACGGCCACUAUCAACCAAUGUGUCUUCUCUCCAGCACCUAUGUAGAAAGGCUGUGAAUGGUACAUUAGAAGGGGGAGAGGGUCGGGAGCAGCUGCCGUUGCCCAUAAAAGACUUUCUGCAGGAAUAUGACUCCACUGUGUAGACAAUGAAAAGGAUCUACAGGAAUUUUAAACUCAGUUGAAUAGAGUGGAUGGUGCCACACAGAAUGCCCGGUGCCUAGGAAGAAGAGAGCACAGAGAACAGAGGCACAGAGAUCAAUAAAGCAGUAAAGGAAUAGAAAAGAUUAUGGCAAAGUGGAACCUAUAGAAACAACAUUUGCCUGCAAAGGACAUUUUGUUCAGUAUGAAAGAGACAAAGAAAGUGCUUAAUGCUCAAGUACUUAACACAAAAUGCCAAGUACUGAUUCAGAGACUAAGCAUCUGCAAUAAAACACACAGUGUGACUAUCAGACACUUCCCCUUUAAUUGUUAGAUGAUGCUGCUCGCCGGGCGCAGAGGGAAGUGGUGGAAAAAGAUGGCGGCUGCUUUAAGGACCUUGGUUCUGGUUUCCUCCCCGGCAAACUUUGCCAGAUCCCAGGGUCUAUUUUGCACUGAAUGUUGGAUGAUUUAUUUAUUCUAAACUAGUCACCUACACAGCCUUAAUCGGAUCUUCUGGAGGGCAGUAUCUGUCGCACUGCAGGGCAUUACCAGUACACAUAGAGCUAUACACAUGGCAGCUUCUAUGUAUUUAUCUCCGGGAGAGACUGAACUCAUGCACAAGCAUUGGGCCGAUAUAUGUCUGCUCGUUACAUUGUUAUUAUCGGCAGAAAUAAAAAAAA
This is a messenger RNA of Xenopus laevis (African clawed frog), 1532 nucleotides long. It is a transcript of the gene socs3.L, whose product is annotated as suppressor of cytokine signaling 3 L homeolog. NCBI's taxonomy places the organism in Eukaryota, Metazoa, Chordata, Amphibia, Anura, Pipidae. The transcript is spliced from 2 exons. Gene Ontology annotation, biological process: intracellular signal transduction; phosphatidylinositol phosphate biosynthetic process; protein ubiquitination. Gene Ontology annotation, cellular component: phosphatidylinositol 3-kinase complex. The record is from RefSeq and is marked provisional. Bases 258 to 857 code for a protein of 199 amino acids. Gene Ontology annotation, molecular function: 1-phosphatidylinositol-3-kinase regulator activity.